Molecule: messenger RNA, 207 nt
Organism: Rotaria sp. Silwood2
Lineage: Eukaryota; Metazoa; Rotifera; Eurotatoria; Philodinida; Philodinidae
Source: the annotation of a GenBank genome assembly
AUGCACCAAUUCGUUUUAAUCAUCAGUAUUCAUUCCGAUCAAAAAAUACAAGCAUUAGCUAAUUUUGAUGGUUUAUGGAUUGAUUUAGAUGGUGCAAGUGUUCGUUUAAUAGAGAAUGUUAAAAUAGCUCCAAUGCUUGAAAAACCAUAUAAUCGUAUUUUAUCUUCAUUAUUUCAGGGAAAUAUAUUUUUAAGAACCCAAAAUUAA